Messenger RNA from Cydia splendana, 522 nucleotides. RefSeq lists its product as uncharacterized. NCBI's taxonomy places the organism in Eukaryota, Metazoa, Arthropoda, Insecta, Lepidoptera, Tortricidae. Bases 1 to 522 code for a protein of 173 amino acids. The transcript has a single exon. The record is from RefSeq and is a predicted model, not a curated record.
AUGGACAAUACCAAUCAAGUCAACUUAGAAACACAUCCAGAGAUCGAAAAACUUAUGUCUGAAUUUUCCAAUAUAUUUGAUGGUACCCUAGGUUGUAUACCUAACUACAAAGGUCGUUUCACCUUGAAUGAAAACUCAACGCCCAUCUUCGUCAAACCUAGACGCAUUCCAUAUGCGCUAAAGGAUAAGGUAGAUGACGAAAUAGAACGAUUAUGUAAACAAGGAGUUAUUACAAAGAUUGACAACUCAGAAUGGGGAACACCACCGAUUGUCAAACCUAACGGUAGCAUACGCUUAUGCGCAGAUUAUAAGGUCACCCUGAAUAAAGCCAUUAAAGAUGAGUACCUCAUCCCUAUCAUAGAAGACAUCCUGGUAGAGAUGAAUGGAGGAGAGUUGUUCUGUACAUUAGACCUUAGUCAAGCCUAUUUACACAUGAUGAUGGACGAAGAAAGUGCCAUGAUGCAGACCCUCAGCACACACAAGGGAACUUUUAAAGUAAACAGAAGUUCGGGGUCAAAAUAG